Molecule: messenger RNA, 2157 nt
Organism: Sus scrofa (pig)
Lineage: Eukaryota; Metazoa; Chordata; Mammalia; Artiodactyla; Suidae
Gene: GPRC5A
Product: G protein-coupled receptor class C group 5 member A
Biological process (GO): G protein-coupled receptor signaling pathway
Cellular component (GO): intracellular membrane-bounded organelle; extracellular exosome; plasma membrane
Molecular function (GO): G protein-coupled receptor activity; protein kinase activator activity
Source: RefSeq, a predicted model, not a curated record
GCCGCCCGCGGACUCCCCAGCAGCUAGGGGCUCCGGUGCUGCCUCUACGCGCGGGAAGCAGCAGCGCCAAGUUCACCCUCCGUAGCCCAGGCGCCCGGCAUGGAACGUGUCUGAUGGCGCUUCCCCUUUACUCUUGAGCAUCUCAACGAGCGAUUAACUCAGUGCUCAGCUGAAAGAAUGGCUGUGUGAUACAAAGGAAAGCUUGAGAGGCACAUCUCAUGACAAAGUUAGGAAGAUAGAUUUAAGCUAUCAAUUAUGACCAGAAUGGCCACGGCAGCUCCCAGCGGUUGCCGCUCGAACCUGGACCCCCGGUACUACAGACUAUGUGAUCAGAAAGCAGUUUGGGGCAUCAUCUUAGAAGCAUUGGCCGCCUUGGGGGCUGUGAGCUCGGUGACCUUCAUGGUCGCCCUCCUGGUCCUCAUCUGCAAGGUGCAGGACUCCAACAGGCGCAAAGUGCUCCCCAUCCAGUUCCUCUUCCUCCUGGGCGUGCUGGGGGUCUUCGGCCUCACCUUCGCCUUCAUCAUCCAACUUGACGGCAGCACGGGGCCCACACGCUUCUUCCUCUUUGGCAUCCUCUUCGCCCUCUGCUUCUCCUGCCUCCUGGUUCACGCCUUCAACCUGACCAGGCUGGUCCAUGGGAGGCGGGGGCUUUCCUUGCUGGUGAUGCUGGGCCUGGCCGUGGCCUUCAGCCUGGUGCAGGAUGUCAUCGCCGUCGAGUACAUCGUCCUCACCAUGAACAGGACCAACGUCAACAUCUUCUCUGAGCUGCCUCCGCCUCGGCGCAACGAGGACUUUGUCAUGCUGCUCAUCUAUGUCCUCUUCCUGAUGGUGCUGACCUUCCUUACGGCCUCUUUCGUUUUCCGCGGACCCUUCACUGGCUGGAAGAGACACGGGGCCCACAUCUACUUCACCACGCUCCUCUCCCUCGCCGUCUGGGUGGUGUGGAUUGCCCUGCUCUUUGUUCCUACCCCUGGGCCCCAGUGGGAUGACACCAUCCUCAGCACAGCCUUGGUGGCCAAUGGCUGGGUUUUCCUGUUGGCUUACGUGGUACCCGAGUUUCAAUUGCUCACCAAGCAACGGAACACCAUGGAUUACCCUCUGGAAGAUGCUUUCUGUAAACCUCAACUCAUGAAGCAGAGCUAUGGUGUGGAGAACCGAGCUUACACUCAAGAGGGAAUCACUCAAGGUACCGAGGAGACAGGCGAUACGGUCUAUGCGCCAUACACCACCCACUUCCAGCUGCAGAAUCGGAACUCCCCCAAGGACUUCUCCAUUCCUCGGGCCCAGACUCGGGUCAGCCCCUACAGUGACUACGGAGGAAGAAAAGAUGUCAGUUAACCGGUCCCAGAAGGUGGGAUGAACCCAGCAAGUCAGCAGAGCCAGCGGGGAGGUCACGGGAUGCAGGCCUGGUCCUGAGCCUUCCAGGGAAGCUGUACAGAGCAUCACAGGAAGACCUUCCCUCCCCGCAGCCGCGGUCGCGGUUCUUCUGUCCCGAGGUUGGAGAAGGCUGGCAGGACUGCAGUUCUUGGCCGCUCUCUGGUUGUUCCCUUUGUCCCCAGCCUUAGGCUGCUUCUCUGGAGCGGGGGACUAGGGCUCAGGUCAUCUGACUAUACGCUGGCUCGUUCAGCCUCAGAUGCCACCUCUUCCACCUCUGAGCUAGUUCUGUGACAAUGGCUUAGCUCUGAGCAGAGCUGCAAAUCUGAGCAAAACCCGCAAAGGCCCGUCUCUCAGGCCACCCCGCCCACACCCACGUCUCCCUGGUGCCUCCCUUUGUGCCUGGAUGGGAGGGGCUGAAAGUCACCCUAAGCUCGCUCCCCACUGUGGUGCUGCCUGACCAGGGUCCCAGCGCCGAUUCACACCCAGACUCGCCAUCAGUCCCCAGACUAACCUCUCCCUGCGCCUCACCAGGGGUUCUCCCUGGCCCCCACCAGCAGACCAGCCUGAUUUCUCUUUGCCAGGAGAACGUGUGCACUGUUUUGCUCUAAGUCCCUGUGCCAAUCCUCCUCCCAUCCCCUUGCUCCUCAGCCUCUGUAAAUAGUCAUCCCUACGGGUCUGGACGUGGGUAUUGUCCACACACGGGGGGAGUAUUCCUUGUAAAAUAAGUUAUUCACUGCUCUUCACUGGAGAUGCAAUAAAGGUGCGGUGGCAACUCUUUGA